AUGGCGCCUCCUUUCAUGGUGUCGGCCCCCGGAAAGGCCAUCGUCUAUGGGGAACAUGCCGUCGUCCACGGCAAGUCCGCCAUGGCCGCCGCCAUCUCCAUGCGAUCCUACCUCCUCGUCACCACCCUCUCCAAGUCGCAGCGGACCAUCACCCUGAACUUUCGCGACACUGGCCUGAUCCACACCUGGGACAUCGACGCCCUCCCCUGGGAUCUCUUCCAUCGCCCCGAUAAGAAGAAAAAUUACUACGAUCUGGUCACCACCCUCGAUCCCGAGCUCCUCGACGCCGUCCAGCCCCAUGUCGACCCCGUUUCCCCCGAUGCCCCCGAAGACGCCCGCAAGAUCCACCGGCACUCCGCCGCCGCCUUCCUCUACCUCUUCCUCUCCUUGGGAUCGCCCCAGCACCCCGGCGCCGUCUACACCCUGCGAUCCACCAUCCCCAUCGGCGCCGGCCUCGGCAGCAGCGGCAGCGUCUGCGUUUGCCUCAGCGCCGCCCUCCUGCUCCAGAUCCGCACCCUGGCCGGGCCCCACCCCGACCAGCCCCCCGACGAGGCCGAAACCCAGAUCGAGCGCAUCAACCGCUGGGCCUUUGUCGGCGAGAUGUGCAUCCACGGGAACCCCAGCGGCGUCGACAACACCGUCUCCGCGGGGGGCAAGGCCGUCAUCUUCUGCCGCGGGGACUAUUCCAAACCCCCGAGUGUCAAACCCCUCCUCAACUUCCCCGAGCUGCCGCUGCUGCUGGUCGACACGCGGCAAUCCCGCUCCACCGCCGUCGAGGUCGCCAAGGUCGGUCGCCUGCGGGGGGAUCACCCCGCCGUCACCGAGUCCAUCCUCGACACCAUCGAUCAGGUCACGCUCUCGGCCCAGACCCUGAUCCAGCAGUCCUCAUCCGCCGGGCCCGACCGCAGCGUCCCCAGCGACGUGCUCGAGCGCCUCGGGACCCUGAUCCGCAUCAACCACGGCUGCCUCGUCUCCCUGGGCGUCUCCCACCCCCGCCUCGAACGCAUCCGGGAGCUGGUCGACUUCGCCGACAUCGGCUGGACCAAGCUGACCGGCGCUGGCGGCGGCGGCUGCGCCAUCACCGUCCUCCGCCCCGACGCCAGCCCGGCGGCCAUCCGCGACCUGGAGCAGAAAUUGGACGCCGAGGGGUUUACCCGCUACGAGACGACCCUGGGCGGCGACGGCGUCGGUGUCCUGUGGCCGGCCGUGCUCCGCAAUGGCACGGACGAGGAGGGCGGCGAAGAGAUCGACCAAGAGAAGUUCGAGAACGCCGAGGGAUCUGAGGGUAUCGACCGCCUCGUCGGCGUCGGAGCCCAGGAGAAGCGCGAGGGCUGGAAAUUCUGGAAGCGCGCCGCUGUCUAA
Molecule: messenger RNA, 1362 nt
Organism: Aspergillus candidus
Lineage: Eukaryota; Fungi; Ascomycota; Eurotiomycetes; Eurotiales; Aspergillaceae
Gene: erg12
Product: mevalonate kinase
Exons: 1
Coding region: 1-1362 (453 amino acids)
Biological process (GO): isoprenoid biosynthetic process; ergosterol biosynthetic process
Cellular component (GO): cytoplasm
Molecular function (GO): ATP binding; mevalonate kinase activity
Source: RefSeq, a predicted model, not a curated record